Messenger RNA from Anopheles aquasalis, 1776 nucleotides. Its product is annotated as transient receptor potential cation channel protein painless-like. Gene Ontology annotation, molecular function: transmembrane transporter activity. NCBI's taxonomy places the organism in Eukaryota, Metazoa, Arthropoda, Insecta, Diptera, Culicidae. Gene Ontology annotation, cellular component: transmembrane transporter complex. The record is from RefSeq and is a predicted model, not a curated record. Gene Ontology annotation, biological process: monoatomic ion transmembrane transport.
AAAAGAAGUUUGAGUGUAUUAACUGUUUGCUGGAAAAGGGUGCGAACAUAAAUGCAAGGUGUGUGGAUGGCAUUCCAGUUGUGUGGCAUUUGCUUGUCAGCUCUAAUAUUUGGGAGGAACAAAACAGGCACAUCUUGGAAAACAGCAACUUUAAUUUUAAUAACUUUAAUACCGAAGAAAUUCAGCAGUUAAUAAACACUGCAGUGCUCAAGCAGAAGUUUAAGAGCAUCGAACAUUUACUUCAAUAUACACUGAUUGAUGGGAAAAUGCAGCUAGAUUUAUUCUAUACUAUACUAGAUCUGUGUUAUAGGACAAAGAACGAAAAGCUUUUCAAUUUUAUUUCGGAGAAAAAACCAAACAAUCACGCAGCGCUUUCGAGACUAUUGAAAACACAAACAACUUUGUUUAUUAAGGAAGAUUCCAUUUUUUCCUUCGAUAAGCUUGUUGAUGAAUUUCUCGAUAGUAUCGAAGAACUAUACGACAAGUCGGAACGGCAUUGUACAGGUCGAACGGCAUUGUUCUAUGCGAUAAUACGUAGAAAUGAGCUAGCGCAACAACAAUUAUUAGCAAAAGGAGCUUAUCUGGGCGCUAGAGAUUUCCGGGGACAAAGUCCUAUUUGUAACGUAAAUCUUGAACUAUUAGAAAAACAUUUGGAUUCGUGUGUGAAAGCUAAUGAAUUGAAUGAUGACGGCGAAGAAUCAGUGUUCACAAUUGAUUUGUCGAAUUUCUUUCCAAAAGAGAAUGAUCAAAUGUAUCAGGCAGAAAGCAAACUAUAUCCAUUAGUGCAGUUAGCUGAUAGAUUAACCAGUAACAAUAUUCUUAAUCAUCCAGUCGUAGCCAGCAUUGUAACGUUGAAAAGAUACGAUCUUCGCCUUUUUAUAAUUCUUUACUUUGUCUACCAUUUCAUGCAUUUAGUCGGCUUAAUGAUAACACUUGGUAACGAUAGUGAACCAGUAAUCGGUUUCAUUUCAGUUAUAUAUUACUUACUGGUACGUUUUAUCAUUUGCUUUUCGAUCGAAAUGAAAAUAUCAAAUGUCCAUUGGGCUAAAAUUUUCUUGCAAGUUGCAAUGAUUAUACAAUUGUUUUUCAUUCUUAUUUUUGUUCUUGUAAAAUUCUUGCCAGAGGAUGCCAAAGUUGUGCAUCGAGUAAUUCCGGCUAUUGGAUUGCUACUGAUAGCCAUCGAGUUUACUUUAGUUUUAGUCAAGUUCCCUUGGCUCUCUUGUGCAAGUAACAUUAUUAUGAUAACGACGGUUUUAGUGAGCUAUUGUAAAAGUUUACUACCCUUUUCGCCUUUGCUGACGGGAUUCGCGCUCGUCUUUCACAAAUUGUUCAAAACUGAUCUAUCAGACAAAACAGAUGAUCAACUAAACCCAUUCGAAACGUGUCAAGCUGCUAUUCUUAAAACGAUCGUAAUGACAACUGGCGAAUUCGACACAUCAAACAUUAAACCACAAGAGUCCUGGGAAAAGUACAUAUUUUUUCUCUUCUUCCUUUUGUUUGUAUACACCCCUUUUAGUAAUUUUAUAAGUGGUUUAGCAGUCGACGAUACAACGAAAUUGAGGGCAGAUGCCGAUAUAAUUACAUUCCAAAAAGAAAUAAGCCUAUUGUACCGGCUCGAAAGCAUUAACUUAUGGUAAGUACAAAUGUUGAUAAGUAAAUAUAAUAUGUAAUCUACUUUCCAGUUUAUGUGUAUUGUUAAGGAAAAGGGCACUAUGGUUUAAUGUGACACGGUGUCUGAGAAAAGAAACCCCUAAAAAAUGCGCUCUAUCAACUCAA